AUGGCUGACGAAGAAGGAGAGGAAGAGUAUAUGUCGGAAAACGUUCAAGAAAUCGUGAAGCAUGCUAUGGACCAUACUCUUCAGAAUGCCAUCUAUUCUAAGGACAAAGUUAACACUUGGUGCAAUCAGCUGUUGGAUUCGUGUUUGAAGGAAUUAGCAAAGCUCGAUAAACCGUUCAAAUACAUUGUUACGUGUGUGAUCAUGCAGAAGAACGGGGCGCCGCUGAGCACUGCAGCCACGUGUUGGUGGGAUCUCAAAACUGAUGGUCUUACUUGUGUGCAGGUGGAGAAGGAGACACUCGAUUGUGAGGGGGAGAUGCUUUCAGG
Perkinsus marinus ATCC 50983 is the source of this 326-nucleotide messenger RNA. Its product is annotated as Dynein light chain Tctex-type, putative. Gene Ontology annotation, molecular function: dynein intermediate chain binding. Gene Ontology annotation, biological process: microtubule-based movement. The record is from RefSeq and is a predicted model, not a curated record. The annotation marks the transcript as partial. Gene Ontology annotation, cellular component: cytoplasm; cytoplasmic dynein complex. The transcript is spliced from 4 exons. NCBI's taxonomy places the organism in Eukaryota, Perkinsozoa, Perkinsida, Perkinsidae.